Molecule: messenger RNA, 1476 nt
Organism: Labrus bergylta (ballan wrasse)
Lineage: Eukaryota; Metazoa; Chordata; Actinopteri; Labriformes; Labridae
Source: RefSeq, a predicted model, not a curated record
GACGAGAUACUUUCGUUUAGAACCUUGCCUGUUUGUCUGCGUCCUACAGCCGCGCCCCUUUGUGUUACCUGAGCCCGACUGCUCCAAGAAGUGUUGACUUGAUCCUGUUCUGACUUGUUGGAAGGAGAAAUAACAACCCACGAGUUGUUGGAGUUAAAUCAGAGAGUAAAAGUGUUUUUUCUGUUCCUGCACCCGAGACGACAAAGUGAAAGUACAGGUACACUGAAGGUACGACGGCGGCUGCGGAGCAUACCUGUGAUUAUUCUGCUGCUCUGCAAUGGGUUGCUUUUAUUUCCUGGCCUCGUUCUUAUUUACCUCCUGCCUCGUUCUAGGUGCUGAACCGCCUACAAAAUAUGUCCUCAAGGGGACGGGGGAGAGCUUGAAGCCGACCUUUUCUGGACAACCAAAUUCAAUUCUGUGGAAACAUAACGGAAACAAAGUGGUGGAGUUUGACAGCAGAGAGGAACAGGUGUACGGAGCGUACAAAAACAGGAUCACUCUCGACUGGGUCUCGGCAGAGCUCGAAAUCACCGGCCUCAAGUUUGAAGACAGAGGACUCUAUGAAGUGGAAGUCGACAUCAACAACAUGUUACAUCUGUCAGAAUUCAAACUGGAGGUCAUAGGUUGGUGAAAGUUGGUGCAGUAGCACAGAAGCUGAUGGAACAUGUCAAAGUUUAGAAGGUGAACUGGCUACAGGUUAGUAACAUGAUGGUUUAAAAAAAAGAUGUGAAGGGCGUCUGUGAAAGUCUGUGCUGAGGUGAAACAAUUAGAAUCUUGUUGUUGUUUUUUUUACUUACAAUUGAAAUGAAUGUGGGGCGUUCAUUGUCUGCAAACUUUACAUCAUAUAAAAAGAUUCAGAGAAUCUAAAGAAAUAUCUGUAAGUGGAGGACAAGGCCAACAAAACAAACUGUGUGUCCCUGAGACAGCCCUGCUUUAAAAACAGAUUCUGUAGUGGACACGGCAUUGGCUCAGAAACAGAGUUCUAGCUAGCUGGAAAAAAACUCCUUAAUGUACGUCGCUUUGGACAGAAGCAUCUUGUGAAUGAACUGUAGAAUCAGGCACACAACAGAGAAAUCUAAAGAAACUGCUGAAGCUGUGAAGAAAAGCUGAAACAUCAGAAGAUGAGUUAUUUUUCCAGAAAUCAGUUUUAAACUUUGUGGCUUUAAGCCCUCAGAAGCUGAACUGAAUGGAUGUGCAAGGCUGAUACAGAUUCAGUGAGUCACACUGUUGGGCUGUAAAAUCUGCUUUAUGUAGAAUAUUACCAAUGAUCAACUUCAGACCUGUUAUAAAACCUUUCACCACAGGUUUUAUGGCUGUUGUGGGGACAUCUUUAUAGACUUUGUACUUUUGGCAACGUUCAUAUUUCAAGUCGCUCAUUCAAGUCGCUCAUUUCCAGUUUGCCUGCAUAUCACCUCACACCCAUCAUCCCCCCACCACUCCUCCUGGUCACACACACACAUCUCUCAUCCAUCUGUA